Cordyceps militaris CM01 is the source of this 1527-nucleotide messenger RNA. Its product is annotated as Fungal transcriptional regulatory protein. Gene Ontology annotation, biological process: regulation of DNA-templated transcription. The record is from RefSeq and is a predicted model, not a curated record. The transcript has 4 exons. Lineage: Eukaryota; Fungi; Ascomycota; Sordariomycetes; Hypocreales; Cordycipitaceae. The coding region runs from base 1 to 1527 and encodes 508 amino acids. Gene Ontology annotation, molecular function: DNA-binding transcription factor activity, RNA polymerase II-specific; zinc ion binding.
AUGUCGGGUCACGCCCACCAUACCACCAACACCGCGCACGCCGGCAGCGCCCCUCAUACCGGCGGCUACCCCGGCGCCUGGUCCUUUCCCGCCGCGGGCUUCAACCCCGUCGUCGGCGGCGCCAACAUCACCCACAGCUCCUCCUCGCCAAGCAUGAGCCGGUCCCUGCUCGGCGGCGGCAGCAGCAGCAGCAUGUUUCCCCUGCCAGGUAGCGGCCGGUACGGCGCGCGCACGGGAAACCCAUACGAGUCCUCGCUGGCCCGCCGCCGGCAGAUGAGCAGCCCGGCCUCGUCCGCCGCCCGCGACAGGCGAACCAACGGCCAGAGCCAGAGCGGCGAUCCCGAGCGCAAGAGAGUCGUUGUCGCUUGCUUGCGAUGCCGGAAACGAAAGAUUCGAUGCAGCGGAGACGACGGCACCGGCGGCUCUUGCAGCAACUGCAAAAACGCCAACGAGCCGCAGUGUCUAUUUAUGCGCGUCCAAGCGGGAUCCCUGGCUGAGAUGCGCAAAAAAGAGCAAGAGAAGCGCAUGGCCGUUGCCACCACGGCCACCACCUUCACCUACGACAUGGACACCUGCCGCCAGUACCAGUCGCGCGGCACCGCGUCCGUCGGACAUAACAUGUCUGCCGUGUCCCAAGCGACGCACGCGAGCAGCUACGGCGCGGCUACCGCGUUUGCCGGCGGCCCGAGCCAUGUCAUGUACAACUGGACGCCCGGCACCACGGCAGGGUACGGCGACAGCGCCAGCAGCAGCAGCAGCGGCCAUGCCACGAGCGGCACCAGCAGUGCAGGGACAGGCAUGACGUACGGCGGCAUGUCGUAUCACGGGAUUCCCUACCAUGGCAUGCCCAGCCCAGACACGAGCUACAUGGGUGAGAACGACUUGAUAGACAGACCGUCGACAUCCUCCAUGGCAGAUGCGGGCGCGUUUGCGCUGCAAAGCAUGUCGCAGGGCUUGCCGACGAGCGGCAGCAGCCCAUACGGGCACAACAACCAUGGCAUGGGCGCGACGUCGACGCCCCGCUCGCUGCCCGGGCCGCCGACGGUGCUGGGUUCCUCGCGGGGCGUACCGCCGUCGGCCGUCUUCUCGGCCUCUCGCAGCGGCGGCGGCAGCGGUGCGCCGCAGCAGUACCCGUCCCCGGCGACGACGCCGAUAACAAGCGGCGUGAGCCCCGUGUGGACCGGCUACGAGCAGUCGCCGUAUGCUAGUGCGGCGCCCAUGCAGCAGAGCAACAUGGCUGGGCAGUCGCUCGAGCGCUUGCCGGACAUGUACGCGGCGACGCCGUCGUCGGCCGGGGAGAGCGGCGGUGGCGGCGGUGGCGGCGGGGGUAGUAGCCCGCACGGCGAGGACGAGGGACCGGGCGGCGACGGCGGCCACCACCACCAGACGCAGCAACAGCAACACCACUUUGGGUACGACUACGGGGACAGUCGUGCGCACCCAGAGGGCGGCGGCGGCGGUGAGGAACACGCGGCCGCGGGCGUUGACGGGGUCAGCAACCACUCAACAGCGUCGGGAAGCUACUAA